GCUGAGUAUUCAUUGAACGAACUCAGUCGUAACCAGAAAUCGUCAGAUUGAAACAGAUAAAAACAAAUUUUGCUCAUACCAGUUUAAGGGCUUCUUUUAUCUACUUUAUUGAUAACAAUUGUAAUUACUCAUCGUUUGCAAGCAAACUUACUUGUAAUCUAGCAAAAAACUCAAAAUACCAGAGAAUGGCGCUCAUAAACAUUGACGGUGACCCAUGGUUAAGUGAUCUUGACGCCUGUGAACGUUUGAGUAAUGAGAUUCAGUCCCAGCUGGUGGCCCGUAACCGAGAAAAUCAACUCUCUCGCGAAUAUUCCUCCAUAUCCGGUCACGUCAGGGUGCGGCUAAAGCAGUUUGGAUCAGAGCUUGAGCAGCUCAAUAAGAAGCUGGGCUACAUAUCUAGCUCACUUACGGCGGCCGAGGCGGAACGGCGACAGCGCCAAGUGGAAGCUCUUCAAUCGAAGCUCGUACAGUUGCAGCGCCAGUUUAGCACCGUAGAAGCUUCCGCCGAGCGGGCUAGUCUUUUCGCAUCAGGCAAUAAUCGCUUGUUCGACGAUGAUGACGAUGAUCCGGCGUUAAUUAGACCAGAGUCUAGCUACACGGUGGCAGAUUUGAGAGACCAACGAACGCGAAUACUGGAAGACCAAAACGAAGGUUUAGAAGCGCUGUCAAAGGUAAUUUCCAGACAGAAGGUAUUGGCCACUCAGAUCGGCAGCGAAGUAGAUCGCCACAAUGAAAUCCUGGUCAAUCUGGCGGAUACCAUGGAGACGACAGACGCUCGGUUGAAUCGCGAAACACGUCAGAUCGGUAUUGUUACGGUGCAGGAUUCCACCUGGGGCUACUGGACUAUCAUUGGCAUUCUAGCGGCUGCUAUUAUCAUUGUUGCAAUUCUUUAGCUGUUGAUGCUUGGUUUUCUGGUCGAAGGUACUACUAAACCAGGAAGCAACGUUUUUGUCUGAGAAGAUGGGGCUUGUUGUAUAAAUUCUACUACAGAUAGUGACAAGCCUGUCUGAGAUGAGUAAUCAUUAUCUUCAGCAAUAACCUUUAACUAUACAUGAGCCAAAAAAUCAACUGAAACGAUUAAAAAUGUGUUUUCGGAAACAAUUGGUUGCUACAAUAUUCCUAUAUGUUAUCCCUAUAGUUAUGCUCGUAAAAUGUACUGUGUAUAACCUACUUAAGAUGCCUACACAAUUUAUCAAUAUAUGUUUCAAUUAAUUUUA
This is a messenger RNA of Wyeomyia smithii (pitcher-plant mosquito), 1217 nucleotides long. Its product is annotated as syntaxin-8. Gene Ontology annotation, molecular function: SNARE binding; SNAP receptor activity. The transcript has 3 exons. Gene Ontology annotation, cellular component: endomembrane system; SNARE complex. Lineage: Eukaryota; Metazoa; Arthropoda; Insecta; Diptera; Culicidae. The record is from RefSeq and is a predicted model, not a curated record. The coding region runs from base 186 to 893 and encodes 235 amino acids. Gene Ontology annotation, biological process: intracellular protein transport; vesicle fusion.